Messenger RNA from Polyodon spathula (Mississippi paddlefish), 2135 nucleotides. RefSeq lists its product as uncharacterized. The record is from RefSeq and is a predicted model, not a curated record. The transcript has 5 exons. Lineage: Eukaryota; Metazoa; Chordata; Actinopteri; Acipenseriformes; Polyodontidae. Bases 131 to 2014 code for a protein of 627 amino acids.
GUGUCGAUGUGAGCAGAGGAGACGCAAAUACGGAAGAAGACUCACAAAGUGAAACUAAAGUGGUACCGCUGUUACACUGAUUUGGUGUGCGUCUGACCUUGUCAGGUCACCUUUGUAAGAUAUUUAAAACAUGUCCUUUGUAAGUGAUAAAUUGUACAAUGACUACAUUCGGCCCAACAUGUACCGCUAUGUGGAAAGAAUCAAGGCAACCCAGGUGUUAUCAUUUAUUUCCUGUCUCACUGACAUGGACAAGGAGGAAAUUAAUGCCAAAAAUGAUAUGUGUGGUAAUCAUGUUGCUAUGCAGAGGUUUUUCGAUUGUCUCAAGCGCAGAAGAAACUGGCCAAGCGAGUUUAUUAUAGCUCUUAAAAGGCUUGAGCAGGAUGACCUGGCCAGCGAACUCGAGAGAGAGUAUUCCAGACUCAACAACCCUCAGAGUGGCAACACAGUCCCUGCUCCCCAGCAACAAACUGCCCCUUCUGUAUCAGUUGCUCCACCAGCAGUAGCUCCUUCUCUACAUCCUAGUCCCCUGCAUUCUGCCCCCAUAGCCCGACCUGCAGUCCACACCUAUGGAAUUCAGUCACCCCCUCCACCUUACUCUGCUACCCAGGCCCCUAAUAAUCCAGAUGUAUCCCCAGCAGUUGCAACUCCUUCACAGAAUCCUCCAGAAUCUCUUGCUCAGGUCUUACAUUCUCCUUCUCAGUCUCCCCUCGCUCCUCCAUAUCCUGUAUCUAAUGCCAGUGUUCAGACAUUCUUGCCACCAAACCUCCCUCAGGGUGCUACUUCCCACUCUCAUGACUACCGUGCAACCUCUCAAUCAGAGCCAGAUGGUGCCCCUGGCCCUUCUGCAGUUUCGUCCAGUCCGGAGGGGAACAGCAGAAGAUACCAGGUUGAGCUUAAGUCCCCAGUUCAGGAAACUGGACCUCCACAUACCAACUAUAAUGCAGUGCCAAGUGUUAUGGGACAUCCAGAUAGCAACUCUGAUACAGUAAGAAAUCAGACUGACACAAACCAUCAGCUUACAGGGACACCCCAGGAAAGCAGAAUCAGUAGGUCUGUGGAUUCUUGCGGGAGGCCAUCUGCAGGCCCUGGCUACCCUCAGGUCAUCUCAUCAAUCAGAGGGACCACUACAGAAUCCAUGAAAGAAGAAUAUUUAAGUAAGCCUGGCAUACUAAGAUCAACCAAUAUUGAUAAUCAGCCUUGCUCUGUGAGCUACAGUCGGCUUGAGAUUUCUGGUGGUGUAACAGAAAACCCCUCCAUAUCUGGUGUCAGACAGGUCCCUGAGAACCCUAUCAGGGGAAUGCCACCCAGUGGGCCUGAAGAUAACAGUAGCCUGUCCCAUGACACCUCUGCGUCGUCUCUCUGCCUAAGUGCUGUGCACAAUAGCUCCUUCAACACUGAAGAAUACAACAAAGAGGAGAAGAUCCAGGCGUUACAGGGCUAUCAGAACCCAAGUCUGAUGGAGAGUUUCGUGGAUGUUAAUAACCCCCAUAUGAUACAAGAUCAGCAUGACACUUUCCAAAAACUUGCUCAAAGUCCCGAAACAAGUGGGGCACGUGGUCCUUUGGAAAACUGUACCGUUAAUGGAGGAGAGCACAGCAAGGGAAAUAGAACAAGCUCAACUGAACCAUGGCACAGUCAUCAUAGUACAAGUGGAAGAGAAACCACAGAGCUGUACGAAAUGCCGGAGGUGACUUCCAGUUUCUCAGAUGUGAGACAGAAUGAGAUGCACCAUUCACAAAAUCCUAGUAUCGAUGAUCAAGCUCCAAAUCAGUUUGUAGGCUUCAGAAAAGAAAAGAAUUGUCAUUCAUGGUCUGACUCAGAGUGUCCGCAUGCAAGUUCACAUCCACGCGAGCGAGAGAAUUUACGAUCCGUCCCACUGCAGUCCCCUGGAAACAGCCAGAGAGAGCCCAGAGGUGAUGCAAGUAGGCAGUUUGAUGCCUACCUUGUCCCAGCGAUUGCCAUUGCUGCUUUAUCAGUUGUUGCUGUGCUGUCGUGGCGAUAUAUAAAAAAGUAGGCUGCCUAUGAAAAUCAAAGUACAGUAGUCCAUCGCGUAUCCGAUUGCGGUGGGACCAGAGUAAGGGCGGAUAUGUGAAAAGUCAGAUAAAUUAAUCCUGUUUUAAAUACACAGCUGUAAC